Molecule: messenger RNA, 801 nt
Organism: Nannochloropsis gaditana CCMP526
Exons: 3
Coding region: 390-695 (101 amino acids)
Source: RefSeq, a predicted model, not a curated record
UGGUGUGUUUCAUACGGAUAUCUUGGCUCAUUUUAAAUAUGCAUAUGUUCCACCUCACAGCCAGUCCGAGUGACAGACAUUGAACCCUCUUCUCAAGUUCACACCAUGCAGCGAGGAAGCAUUUUCAUGCGGAUUAUCUUGUCCACCCUCAUCGUCCUUGCCUCUGUCUCCGCUACCGAGCACGCAAGCACGGUAGCAGUCGUGGAGUCGACCUUCACACCUGUUGAAAAGGCCGACGUCACUUUCCUUCGGGGCACGGAGGCUGAUAAAGUGAUGUGUGACGGCGUGGAGUGUCCCAAAGGAGAAAUGUGCAUGCGCAGCAGCUCGGGCAGUCGCUACUGCAUGAAAAUGUAGAGCUUUAACAUCAGCUGUUAAAUCAACAACGAUCCAUGCAAGGCGUCACUACCAAAGAAGAAUGCCUGGCAGGACGAAAUGGGAAAUGGCCUCGUUCCUCCAGGAUUUGUGUUUCCAGAGGCCCGGUAGGAUUUUAUUUAAAGAUGAAUGGAGACAUUGUACGUGCAAGAGUGAGUUGCGUGAUGUCGGGUAAAGGCGAGGAGCUGCCGAGUGUUUUUCUCUAUUGCCCAGUCCACAUCUGUGUCUGUGGUAUAUUUUUGUCGCGCGUUAUCAUUCCUCUUAGUUCUAAGAGAUCGACUUACUGUAGGCAGUCGAAGGACAAAGCUAAUAUUGAUGUUUAAAGCCAGGGUCUUGGCACGCUCGACGUUAAUUACUUGCUUCCGAAGCGUGCACGAAGCACGCGAACUCAUGACGUUUAAUAAAAAUGAGAGGGAUGCUACACAUGUG